Messenger RNA from Phycodurus eques (leafy seadragon), 590 nucleotides. It is a transcript of the gene pfdn5, whose product is annotated as prefoldin 5. Gene Ontology annotation, cellular component: prefoldin complex; cytoplasm. The transcript has 6 exons. The record is from RefSeq and is a predicted model, not a curated record. Lineage: Eukaryota; Metazoa; Chordata; Actinopteri; Syngnathiformes; Syngnathidae. The coding region runs from base 14 to 469 and encodes 151 amino acids. Gene Ontology annotation, biological process: protein folding; regulation of DNA-templated transcription.
UUACACUCCCAACAUGGCGAUCAAUCUUGCGGAUCUGUCGCUUCCUCAGCUUGAGGGACUAAAAAGCCAGUUAGACCAGGAGAUUGACUUCCUGACGUCCUCAAUAAGCCAGCUCAAAGUUGUCCAGGCGAAAUAUGUUGAAGCAAAAGAUAAUUUGAAUUCACUAAACAAAAACAAUCAAGGAAAAGAAUUACUCGUCCCUCUUACAAGUUCUAUGUAUGUGCCUGGAACAUUAAAUGAUGUGGAGCAUGUUUUAGUGGAUGUCGGGACAGGAUAUUAUGUUGAAAAGAAUGUAGCGGAUUCAAAGGCCUUCUUCAAACGUAAACUAGAUUUCCUGACAAAGCAGAUAGAGAAAAUUCAGCCUGCGCUUCAGGAAAAACAUGCCAUGAAACAAGCUGUGAUUGAAGUCAUGAACGUGAAGAUCCAGCAGCUACAACAGAGUAAACAGGCUUCCAGCACCAAGGCAUAAUCAUGACAACACUUAAAUUAGUGCUUUACUGUGUGUGUGUGAAAGAACUGUUCAAAUGUCCUGCACUAACCUAAAUGAAAUCUUGUCGCACAAUUUGGGAAUAAAGAAGCAGUGAACCUAA